CCUCAGUCGAAUACUCAGUCCAUAUUGUACAUCAGUCAAGAUGGCGUUCACUAGUUUCGCCGGCAGAAGCUACAAUAUUGUCUCAGAUGAAGUCAAACAAACGGACAGCUUUGACGAAAUUCCAAUCAUCGAUCUCACGCACCCACAGGCUCAAGUGGUUGAGAGUCUACGGGAUGCAUGCACUCGAGUUGGCUUCUUUUACAUAUUCAAUCACGGCAUACCACAGAAUAUCAUUGAUCAAGUAUUUUCCACGGCGCAAGAAUUUUUCGCCUUAGAUGACAAGCUCAAGCAGCAGGUACAUUUCAAGAAUGGGGCAGCUCUUUGUGGAUAUGAAGGAUUUCAAAACGUUUACACGGACGAGAGGAAAAAGCCGGAUUUGAACGAAGCAUUCAGUUGGCGUUAUGCACCGGAUAUGGAUUUCUUGAACGAGGACACUGCCACGACGAUGCCAGUUGACGCUGAUAAGGCCAACAAUUUCCUCACAAGUGGUCAAAAUCUCUGGCCCGACGCUAAACCGGAAAUGCGUUGUGAUAUAAUUCAGUACUAUAGUCACGUACUAAAGUUGGCAAGAAAGUUGAUCCGCUUGUUUGCUUUGGUGCUUGAGUUACCAGAGACAUACUUUGACGAGAUGAUGCGACAUCCGCCCCCCAAGGGCCUCGAUCCGCCUUUCGGUAUAGGUGCUCACACCGAUAUUGAAUGUUUCACAAUUCUUUGCCAAGGGAGUGAUGUGCCAGCUUUGCAGGUCCUCAAUCCCAAAGGUGAAUGGAUUUUGGCUCCUCCUAUCCAGGGUACCUUUGUCGUGAAUAUUGGUGAUAUGCUAGCUCGUUGGUCCAACGACACUUUCCGAAGCACCAUCCACCGUGUCCUCAAUAUCACAGGCCGAGAACGCUGCUCAAUGCCCGUUUUCAUAGGGCCGAGUUAUAAUACAGUGAUAAAACCUCUAGAGACUUGCCUUACUGAGGGCGCCAAAUAUGAUCCCAUUCCAGCAGGUCUGUAUGUUUGGAAACGGCUUGCGAUCAGCCGACUUGAUAAAGCUGAAUAUGAGAGGCAACGCGUGAAGAUGGAAAGCCAGCUAGCAAUACCAAUUCGUGUAUAA
Molecule: messenger RNA, 1096 nt
Organism: Talaromyces stipitatus ATCC 10500
Lineage: Eukaryota; Fungi; Ascomycota; Eurotiomycetes; Eurotiales; Trichocomaceae
Product: 1-aminocyclopropane-1-carboxylate oxidase, putative
Exons: 2
Coding region: 41-1096 (351 amino acids)
Molecular function (GO): dioxygenase activity
Source: RefSeq, a predicted model, not a curated record